This is a messenger RNA of Bursaphelenchus okinawaensis, 462 nucleotides long. Lineage: Eukaryota; Metazoa; Nematoda; Chromadorea; Rhabditida; Aphelenchoididae. The record is from the annotation of a GenBank genome assembly.
AUGUCAGAGGUAAGUACAGUGAAACCUCGUAAAAAAACUUUGUAAAGUUCUAUUAAAAUUACGUCCAAUUCACGACAAAUUAAUUUUAGAUUGAAGGAGAUCAGCUAGCUUAUUACCGUGAGCAAUGUGAACCAAAGGUCUCCAAGUUCAAGGACCUUCUAGAUGAAUGUAACCAACGUGUGUCAUCAAGAACUCAGACCGAGGAAACCUGCAACCAGGAAAUGAUGGACUAUAUUCACCAUCUUGACCACUGCGUGAGUACUGUCUGCUUUUCUUAAGAUUUAGAUAUCAAUACAAUGUUUUAUCUUGAUAAAGGUAAAACAUUCGUUGUAAAUUUUCUGCCUUAAAGUGUUACAAAAUUUUAUUUAAUUUUAAGUUUUUUCAAGGUCUAAUUUCUUCAACUUCUAAAGUGUUCCAUUUCCAUUUCAGGCCAUGCCCAAAGCUUUCAAAUCUCUGAAGUAA